Panicum virgatum (switchgrass) is the source of this 1738-nucleotide messenger RNA. RefSeq names its product beta-glucuronosyltransferase GlcAT14A-like. The transcript is spliced from 4 exons. Gene Ontology annotation, molecular function: glucuronosyltransferase activity. Lineage: Eukaryota; Viridiplantae; Streptophyta; Magnoliopsida; Poales; Poaceae. The record is from RefSeq and is a predicted model, not a curated record. Bases 133 to 1344 code for a protein of 403 amino acids. Gene Ontology annotation, cellular component: membrane.
AAGACGACUCGUCCACGGUCUAUCACGGCCGAGCAAGCUAGCUGGCCCAGCCACAGCCCACAGCCCGUUCUGGCAGGCGUUCGCCCGCAAAGCCACAGCGGCACCGAUAACAACCCGGCCGGCAGCGCCGGUAUGCGGCCGCGCCGGCUGCCCCCGUGCCUGGCAGUGGCGGCGCUGCUGUUCCUGCUCCUGCUCCUCUGCGCCUCCUCAUCCUCCCCUGUCCUCUUCGCCUGGCGGUCCUCCGCCGCGUCCCGCCCCGCGCCGCCGCGGGCGGAGUGGGGGCCCGGCCGCCCGCCCUCCUUCGCGUACUGGAUCUCCGGCACGCGCGGGGACGCGCGCCGCGUGCUUCGCCUGCUCCGGGCGGUCUACCACCCGCGCAACCGCUACCUGCUGCACCUCGACGCCGGGGCGGCCGCCGGGGAGCGGGAGGCGCUGGCGCGGGCGGUCAGGCAGGACGAGCCCGCGUGGAGGGAGUUCCGGAACGUCGACAUCGUGGGGGAAGCCUACGCGGUCGACCGGACCGGGUCGUCGGCGCUCGCCGCCGUGCUGCACGGGGCGGCAGUCCUGCCCAGGAUCGGGGCCCACUGGGACUGGCUCAUCACGCUCAGCGCAGAGGACUACCCGCUGGUCACGCAGGAGGAUCUCCUUUAUGCCUUUUCUUUUGUGCCAAGGGACCUCAACUUUAUUGAUCACACAAGUGAGCUUGGAUGGAAAAGGCAUGAAAGAUUUGAAAAGAUUAUUGUUGAUCCAAGUCUAUAUACGGACAGAAACACUGAACCCUUCCCUUCAAAAGAAAUAAGACAAAUGCCUGAUACAUUCCAGAUAUUCACAGGUUCUCCCUGGGUAAUUCUGAGCAGGAACUUUGCUGAACACUGUGUGCAUGGUUGGGACAACCUACCCCGCAAACUACUGAUGUACUUUGCCAACACAGCUUAUUCCGUGGAGUCCUACUUCCAGACUCUCAUCUGCAACUCUUCCGACUUCCUGAACACAAUUGUCAAUGGCGAUCUGCGGUACUUUGUCUGGGAUGAUCCUCCAGGCCUCGAUCCACUUGUUCUCAAUGAAUCACACUUCGAGAACAUGUUGAACAGCAGUGCUGCCUUUGCGAGGCGGUUUGAGGAGGACACGCCGGUGCUGAAGAAGAUGGAUGAUGAACUACUAAACCGGUCUCCUGUCCAGUUGGUUCCAGGGGUAUGGUGUCCGAACUUGGGCAAAGAACAGAAUGGGACAGAUGUGGACUUGUGCUCAAAAUGGGGUGAUAUCAAUACUGUCAGACCUGGACGUGGGGGGGAGCGGCUCAGGCAGUUUAUUUCUGAGAUCAGUCAGGCAAGAGGGUGCCACUAGCUGAAUCAGUAUUGGUGUCAAUUUCUCAGGAGGUAAAGUUUCGGGUAGUGUUUUGUGGAGCGAAUAUUGGCUGGAGUGAGGUACGUGAUGGAAUCCAUCACAACUAUAUGGAUUUCUCCUUCGCGUUGAAGAAAACAGAAGGCACAUGACGGAGUCAUAUGGAACUGGCCAAAAAGUUUCAGAUUCAGGUGAUGGGCGCCCGAUACUGCAUUGUCCAAAUAUACAGAUUAGGUAUACUGUAUACUGGCCGUUGCUGCUUUGCCCUGUUUUUGAUCGUGUAGGUAGGUAGGACACAGAAAUAGGAUCCGCUCAUAUACCUUGUUGCAGCACCUUUGUAUGGAUGAUACAUAAGUAUUAUACACGUCAGCAUUGGCGCAGCUAGCUCAGAAAAUGA